This is a messenger RNA of Coffea eugenioides, 402 nucleotides long. RefSeq lists its product as uncharacterized. The record is from RefSeq and is a predicted model, not a curated record. The transcript is spliced from 2 exons. Lineage: Eukaryota; Viridiplantae; Streptophyta; Magnoliopsida; Gentianales; Rubiaceae. The coding region runs from base 1 to 402 and encodes 133 amino acids.
AUGACAACUCCGCCCUUCAUGCCCCCACCAUUUCUGGAUAUUGUGAUUGCAGUAAUAUUUGGAAAGGCAGGGGGAGAAGGUGGAAUAAGAGAUGUGGUGAUGGGAGCAGGAGACGCCACCAAAAGUGGAGGGGGAUUUAACAAGGAUGGAGCCUGGGAAGAAGCAAGUGGUGGUAGAGGAGGUAAUGCAGGAGAGGAAGGGCCGGUGAGCGGUGACUUUAUAGUGGGAGGAGGUGAAGAAACUGAGGUAGGUGGUGAUGGGGCUGCAAGUGGCAAAAGAGGAAAGGGUGAAAGAGCUGGAGAGGGAGGUGCUGUGCCAAAGGGAGGGAAAGGUGAUCCUUGGGAGGGAGGAGGGGGUGAUAAGUUUACAGAUGGAGGGGGGCAGUGGUGGUGGCGGUGGUAG